Molecule: messenger RNA, 4577 nt
Organism: Perognathus longimembris pacificus (Pacific pocket mouse)
Lineage: Eukaryota; Metazoa; Chordata; Mammalia; Rodentia; Heteromyidae
Gene: Dpp9
Product: dipeptidyl peptidase 9
Exons: 20
Coding region: 744-3638 (964 amino acids)
Biological process (GO): proteolysis
Molecular function (GO): dipeptidyl-peptidase activity; serine-type peptidase activity
Source: RefSeq, a predicted model, not a curated record
CUGUCUCCAAACCGCGAUCCUGAGAUCUCAGCCUCCUGAGAUACCUUAAUCUGUGAACGUCUUAAUUCUUCAUCUCGGAACCCCUUCCUGGCAUGAGUCUGGCUUUUCUGUGCGCGGACUGGGCGGCCCCGGCUCUAGGGUCCCUAGGUGGCAGACAUGGAAUUGGGCCUUCUAUCUAUAGCGAUGGGGGAGGGGCUGCUGCUGGGAUCUGGGCCUGGGCUGGGGUGUCAAGGAGAAGUGACAAAUGGACUUACCGCCGAGCGGCUGUCGUCCAAGCGAUGGCCUCCUGCGCCGGGGCCUCCUCGCCGAACCUCAGGGGGCGCCUGGGGCCCCGCCGUGCCGGGCAGUGGGGGGGACAACAGCGGGCGUUGCCAGGACGACGAAGCACUGGUCCAGGCUGCGGCAGCCGACAGGUGGCCUGGUGGAUGAAUGCACGGGGGAGGCGCCUGGGCGCCGGCUGGGGCGGGAGGCGCCAGCGCAGCGCGCGGCCGGGGCGGGGCGGAGCCGGCGCGUGCGGGGGAGCGCGAGGCCCCCGCGGCCCCCCGAGGCCCCCGCGGCCGGGGUCGGGAGAUGCCGAGGCCGUGGCGUGAUUUCCGGCAAGUGCCGCGCGGACGGCGACGCCGGAGCCCCUGGGAGCUCCGCAGGGAGUUGGUUUCCGGUUGUGGGGCCGAGGCGCGUACCGGGGGUCUCCGGGCUGCAUCGGGGCGCACCCGGAGGCGCGUCCAGGCACCCCGCUGCCAGCCAUGGGGAACUCCUUGCCGGGAGAGCACGUCCCGGCUCGGCAAGGCAGUGCGGCCGCGGCCCCGCGGCCCCUCGGCCCGGCGGGGUACGCUCGCGGAGCCCGAUGCGCGGCCGGCUGUGCGGCCGAUGUGGCCGCGGCCCCGGCCCCACUCCGUCCGGGCCCAUGCCCCGGCCCCGCUGCCCCCCUGCGCCCUCCCGGUCACCCGGUGCGGUUAAUGCAGAAGGUCAAGAAGUUACGCGUGGACAAGGAGUUCGCGGGAAGUUGGCCGAGCUUCUCACUGCCUUCUGAGGGGACCGAGGGGACCGAGAGGAUGUCUGGGGCUGUGCCCACGGAGCAGGCUGCGGGCGACAUGGAUGAGGCGGCCAGCCGCUUCCAGGUGCAGAAGCACUCGUGGGACGGCCUCCGGGGCAUCAUCCACGGGAGCCGCAAGUACUCGGGCCUCAUUGUCAACAAGGCCCCUCAUGACUUUCAGUUUGUGCAGAAGACGGACGAGUCCGGCCCCCACUCCCACCGCCUCUACUACCUAGGGAUGCCUUAUGGCAGCCGGGAGAACUCACUCCUCUACUCUGAGAUCCCCAAGAAGGUCCGCAAAGAGGCCCAGCUGCUGCUGACCUGGAAGCAGAUGCUGGACCACUUCCAGGCCACGCCACACCAUGGGGUAUACUCCAGGGAGGAGGAGCUGCUCCGGGAGCGGAAGCGCCUGGGUGUGUUCGGCAUCACCUCCUACGACUUCCACAGCGCCAGCGGCCUCUUCCUCUUCCAGGCCAGCAACAGCCUCUUCCACUGCCGUGACGGGGGCAAGAACGGCUUCAUGGUGACACCCAUGAAGCCACUGGAGAUCAAGACCCAGUGCUCAGGGCCCCGGAUGGACCCCAAAAUCUGCCCCGCCGACCCCGCCUUCUUCUCCUUCAUCAACAACAGUGACCUGUGGGUGGCCAAUAUCGAGACGGGCGAGGAGCGGCGCCUCACCUUCUGCCACCGAGGAUCAUCCAGUGUCCUGGACGACCCCAAGUCUGCAGGCGUGGCCACCUUCGUCAUCCAGGAGGAGUUCGAUCGCUUUACAGGGUGCUGGUGGUGCCCCACGGCCUCCUGGGAAGGCUCUGAAGGCCUGAAGACGCUGCGGAUCCUGUAUGAGGAGGUGGACGAGUCUGAGGUGGAGGUCAUCCAUGUCCCCUCGCCGGCCCUGGAGGAGAGGAAGACUGACUCCUACCGCUACCCCAGGACAGGCAGCAAGAACCCGAAGAUCGCCUUGAAGCUGGCCGAGUUCCAGACGGACAAUCAGGGCAAGAUUGUUGCAGCCCAAGAAAAGGAGCUGGUGCAGCCCUUCAGCUCCCUCUUCCCCACGGUGGAGUACAUCGCCAGGGCUGGGUGGACACGCGAUGGCAAGUACGCCUGGGCCAUGUUCCUGGACCGACCCCAGCAACGGCUCCAGCUGGUGCUCCUGCCCCCGGCCCUGUUCAUCCCAACCCCCGAGAGCGAGGCACAGCGGCUGGCCUUUGCCCGGGCCGUCCCCAAGGACGUCCAGCCCUAUGUGGUGUACGAGGAGGUCACCAACGUCUGGAUCAACGUGCACGACAUCUUCUACCCCUUCCCGCAGGAGGACGGCCAGGAGGAAUUCUGCUUCCUCCGUGCCAACGAGUGCAAGACUGGCUUCUGCCACCUGUACAAGGUCACUGUUGUCCUCCAGCCCAAUGGCUAUGACUGGACUGAGCUGCUCAGCCCCCAGAAAGAUGAAUUUAAAUGCCCCAUCAAAGAGGAGAUUGCGCUGACCAGUGGCGAGUGGGAGGUCCUGGCCAGGCACGGCUCCAAGAUCUGGGUCAAUGAGGAGACCAAGCUGGUGUACUUCCAAGGCACAAAGGACACGCCGCUGGAGCACCACCUCUACGUGGUCAGCUACGAGUCGGGUGGCGGCGAGAUCGUGCGCCUCACCACACCCGGCUUCUCCCACAGCUGCUCCAUGAGCCAGAACUUCGACAUGUUCGUCAGCCACUACAGCAGCGUGAGCACGCCACCCUGCGUGCACGUGUACAAGCUGAGCGGGCCCGACGACGACCCCCUGCACAAGCAGCCGCGUUUCUGGGCCAGCAUGAUGGAGGCGGCCAGCUGCCCCCCGGAUUACGUGCCUCCAGAAAUCUUCCAUUUUCAUACGCGAUCGUCCGUCCAGCUCUACGGCAUGAUCUACAAGCCGCACGCCCUGCAGCCGGGGAAGAAGCACCCCACCGUGCUCUUCGUGUAUGGGGGCCCGCAGGUACAGCUGGUGAACAACUCCUUCAAAGGAAUCAAGUAUCUACGGCUCAACACACUGGCGUCUCUGGGGUACGCCGUGGUGGUGAUUGACGGCCGGGGCUCAUGUCAGAGAGGGCUUCGCUUCGAAGGGGCCCUGAAAAACCAAAUGGGCCAGGUGGAGAUCGAGGACCAGGUGGAGGGCUUGCAGUUCGUGGCGCAGAAGUACGGCUUCAUCGACAUGAGCCGCGUCGCCAUCCACGGCUGGUCCUACGGAGGCUUCCUCUCACUCAUGGGGCUCAUCCACAAGCCCCAGGUGUUCAAGGUAGCCAUCGCGGGCGCCCCGGUCACCGUGUGGAUGGCCUACGACACAGGGUACACGGAGCGCUACAUGGACGUCCCUGAGAACAACCAGCAGGGCUAUGAGGCAGGCUCCGUGGCCCUGCACGUGGAGAAGCUGCCCAACGAGCCCAACCGGCUGCUCAUCCUCCACGGCUUCCUCGACGAGAACGUGCACUUUUUCCACACCAACUUCCUCGUGUCCCAGCUCAUCCGGGCGGGGAAGCCCUACCAGCUCCAGAUCUACCCCAACGAGAGACACAGCAUUCGCUGCCCCGAGUCGGGAGAGCACUAUGAAGUCACACUGCUAUACUUCCUACAAGAGCACCUCUGAGCCCCCGCCUGCGAGCCCCACCCAGCCUUCACGACCCAGUGCAUCUGGACGGCGGGAGGAGCGCGUGGCCCGCGGCCCCCUCCUCCCGCCACCCCGCUGGACAGCGGUGGCCGCCCUGCGCCUGGCCACCGCCUCCACCCUGACGCCUUUCGUCCUCACUGGCGCUCCUGGUUUCGUGGCUGCUUCUCAAUUACCAGGACACAGUGACAGUGGCUGGCCUCCUCGAGGUGCUGCCUGGUGCCAUCCCCUCCUAGUCCCCUGUUGUCAGGGAGGUGGGGCCCCCUUGUCCCCCCACCUCCUCACCCCUGCUGGAAGGGCUGCCGCUCGGGCACCUUGGCCAAAAGACACUCGGAGGAGCUGGGCUGGUCAGCCGGCCACCAGAGGCCUGGGCACCCCCAGUGUGGCUCCCAUGGCCACGUGGCCCCCUGGCCCGGCCAGCCGCCAUCCCCAGCACACAAGCAUGCAGUGCCUGUCCUUCCCGCCAGCUCCCACUUCAUUUUCGUGUUGUGUCUUAGGGGGCAUUUUAAACAAUUAUUUAAAGACAGAAAGCAAAGAGUACCUAACUCUAGACUUGGGGUCUGCCACUGGGCAGUGGUGCUCCAGCCCAGCACUGGAGGUGGAAUGCAGAGAGCAUGAAGGGUCAGGCGCGCAGCUGGCGCACAGGGCAGCCCCCCGCUCCCCCCACCCCAGCCGUCCAGCUCCGUGUGUGUCUGCGUGGCCCUGUGCCUGCCCUGGGGUCCGGGGUUGAACCUCCCCCACCCUAGGGUCAUCCCCCGUUCCUGACCCUCCCCGCCAAGAGUUUGGGCAUAAAGAAGGAAAAAGGAAAACAACCCAGAAUCCCUCUACAUAUUAUGGAAAGAAAAUAUUUUUGUCAUUCUUAUUCUUUUAUAAUUAUGCGUGUAAGAAGUAGACUCAUUAAACGAUUCCAGAUGGAAAUAC